Messenger RNA from Colletotrichum higginsianum IMI 349063, 1188 nucleotides. RefSeq lists its product as uncharacterized. Gene Ontology annotation, molecular function: single-stranded DNA 3'-5' DNA exonuclease activity; single-stranded DNA binding. The record is from RefSeq and is a predicted model, not a curated record. The transcript is spliced from 2 exons. Bases 1 to 1188 code for a protein of 395 amino acids. Gene Ontology annotation, biological process: resolution of meiotic recombination intermediates. Lineage: Eukaryota; Fungi; Ascomycota; Sordariomycetes; Glomerellales; Glomerellaceae.
AUGUCAACAUUCUCCAUCCAAGCGUUUUAUCAAAAGGAGCCCCUGCCUUCGUCAGAAAUCACCCUGGCCAUGAAGUCAUCAACGAAUGAUGUUGCUUUCACACAGGCAGAGGUCGAGGCCGGACAUAACCCUUUGAAGCGUCCAUGGAAUCCAACAGAGGUCUACGAAAAGGUCUGUAUCGGCCAUAUCCAACCGGGCCCAACCUGCAUCCGCUUCACUGGUCGCAUUGUCAACUACGCUGCGGCUUUCCUUGGCACCAAGAACACCUAUAGCCGUCCGGCACAUCAGUUAGUUGUCGCAGAUGGCACCGGCGCUAUAGGGGUCAGGCUUAUUCCUAUUGGCAUACCGGCCUCUCUUUUGAUUAUAGGAAAGCUCGUCACCGUCUGGGCUAGUUGGGCAAGUACCGCGGCCGGUCCGAAUCAUGGGAACAUUCCCUUUGUGACGAUGUACACGCCAAUCAACCCGUCAGACGCAGGUACGAAACAGUUCAUUCAGUUCUUGCCCGAUACUCCACAGAACCAGCGACUGUGCCGGGCCCCCCUAGAGUAUGAUGAUAUCGACACGCAGAACCCGAAGCCGCUCCCUGGCCUCAUGACUCUAGGCCAAUACCUCAAGACAGGACAUGACAUCCAGGGAGCUCGCAUCUUGGUCUGUGUCAAGAACGUCGGCGCCCGCAAACUUAUCAUGAUACAAGACCGCACGAGAGAGGUUGCGCUGCUCGAAAUUACAGUUUAUGACGACACCGCCAGCUGCGUCCUGACUCUCUGGGAGGACAAAGCCAAUUCCGCGAAGCUAUGGAAGCCCAGCGAAACAAUUCUGCUUCUUACGAGUCCAAAGCUCGUGCCUCCGCGAGACACGAAGCCAAUGCAUUGGAGCGCAGGCAUCAGCCUAAACUACAACACACUCGUUGAUGUUGAUCCAGACUUCCAGGAUGCCAAGUGGCUUCGAGAAUGGGUGAAGAACAGAGUCAGGAAGGAGGGCGUGUAUUUGUCUUUCCCGAAAGGCCUCUGGGAUGCAGAGAACGCUGUUCAUGGUCCCUUCCGGCCUCUUUUUACCCUUGCCGAAGUGGACGACUUCGCCCGUAGCGACCCGGACACGGACUUUACCGGCAAAUUGAAUCUUGCCAUUCUUGAGUUCAACCUGCUGGAGCUCCAUCGAAGAGAUAUGAUGUGCAGUGCAGAGUGGUGA